AUGAUGGGUGUUCUGGGCGCUGGAGGACACCUUCGCGCAUAUUUCUCGCCAGCUUGCGCAGAGUGGACGUCAGGUUAUAUCGUCUGUCAAUCGGCUAUAUCCGCAAGAAUUGUCCCUCCUUGUCGGUACCGUGCAUCAGAGGUUCAGAAUUACCUUUGGCAGUACAGAAAUUGUCCUAUAGGAGCGGUCAGCGAUGUUUUUGGCUUCUCAAGCAAACCACAACCGCACUCCCACUUGGACAUCGUGCGAGCAAAACGUAUCAUCAUUUCGUUCCCCUGGCUCACCAGCUUACUUGUGUUCAACGGCCAUAUCCAUAGCAUCUGGGUGAUUGCCGUGAUCAUGUCCCAGGGCAGAGCGCACAAUGACGAGUCAUACAAUCAGCCCAUAUCCCUCUCCAACAUGCUUCAAAUAAUAGCAAGUCAGGACCUGGAUGGUGGAGGAUGUAUCCUGCCCAACCUUUAA
Aspergillus welwitschiae is the source of this 462-nucleotide messenger RNA. RefSeq lists its product as uncharacterized. The coding region runs from base 1 to 462 and encodes 153 amino acids. The transcript has 2 exons. The record is from RefSeq and is a predicted model, not a curated record. NCBI's taxonomy places the organism in Eukaryota, Fungi, Ascomycota, Eurotiomycetes, Eurotiales, Aspergillaceae.